AUGACAGACACUGACAUGGCCAACUCUGGCUCUUCAAAGCCGGAAAGACUUCCUAUCACCGUCGAGAAGCCUACCCCCUACACCUUCGAUCUAGGCAACCUCAUGGCCAAUGACCCAAACCCGUUAGAGCUCCCACAGGGCGAAUCACUCGACAGCGCUCUGCAAGCAGUCGCCCGCGAUGGCACCCAGGCCCUCAUCAACCAGCUUCUCACAACCUGCAACAUCACCUCAUCAGUCGACAACGGCGUUCUCCUGAGCCUCCCAGCCCCCAACACAACCCUCCCCCGCCAUAAGCCCCUGCCAACCCCCAAACCCCCCACCAAGUGGGAGCUCUUCGCCCGCAAGAAGGGCAUCGGCAAGUACAGCUCCAAGCCCGGCGCCGCGCUGGCCGAUAAAGAGCGCCGCAAGAACCUUGUCUACGAUGAGACGACGGGCGAAUGGGUGCCGCGUUGGGGCUACAAGGGUAAGAACAAGGCCGAUCAAGACCAGUGGCUUGUUGAGGUUCCGGAGAAGGACUGGAAGAAGGAGGAGGCGGCUGCCGAGAAGGGUAGCUCGAUCCGCGGCAUGUCGCGUGCCGAGCGUAAGGAUAGGAUUAAGCGCAAUGAGCGCAAAAUGCGCGCGAAUGAACGCAAGGCUAAGAAACCCAGUAGAGGGUAA
This is a messenger RNA of Penicillium chermesinum, 657 nucleotides long. Its product is annotated as ribosome biogenesis protein RRS1. The record is from RefSeq and is a predicted model, not a curated record. Gene Ontology annotation, molecular function: protein binding. The coding region runs from base 1 to 657 and encodes 218 amino acids. Gene Ontology annotation, biological process: ribosomal large subunit biogenesis; ribosomal large subunit export from nucleus; ribosome biogenesis. Gene Ontology annotation, cellular component: nucleolus; nucleus; preribosome, large subunit precursor. The transcript is spliced from 2 exons. Lineage: Eukaryota; Fungi; Ascomycota; Eurotiomycetes; Eurotiales; Aspergillaceae.